UAGCAGGACUUUGCGCAUGGGCAGACGUACCGGCCCCGGCUCGGAAUCAACAGUGUGAAAAGUUUCGCGCCGUGUGACACAAUUGUUGUUAUCACCGCAGUCCCUUUACUCGUCCGGCUACUUAUUUAAAUUGAGAAACCACCAUGAGGCGAAGUUGCAGACGCAACAAUCCGAGUAAGAAUGCACCAGAAAGCGAAGACGCCCAGGCAAAAACAGUGUGGCAGUGGAAAGGAGAUGACGGACAGUGGGAACCGUACUCGCCCUCAGACAGCGCCUUGUUGGACUCCGCCGUCUCUUCGGGGAAAAAGUCCGUCACCCUGACACUGGGCUCGGGGACGGACUACGAAGUGGAUCUGAAGAAGAUGGUCCAGAUCAAUCCUGUUACAAAGUAUAAAAGGAAAAUUCGCUCUCAAACUGUAAAACCAGAGAGUUUGAGUGACACCGGGGACGUGGCGCUUCAAGAUGAGAAACCGGUUCAAAUCAAAGAGGAGGAGGAGGCAGAAGAGCAACCUGCAGUCAAGAGAAGGAGGGAGCAAAGCAAGAGUCAGCCAAAAACUGAGGAAAAAAAAGAAGUUGUGAAGACGGUGGUCAUGAAGGGCAAAGCUCCGGUGGACUCUGAAUGCAGAGCCAAGCUCGGAAAGGCUCAUGUUUACAGCGAAGGAAACGACGUCUAUGACGUGAUGCUGAACCAGACAAAUCUUCAAUACAACAACAACAAAUAUUACCUGAUCCAGCUCCUGGAAGACGACGGCUCCAAGGGUUAUAGUGUGUGGAUGAGAUGGGGCAGAGUGGGAAAAGUGGGUCAAAGCAGCCUCACAGCCUGUGGUGGAGACCUGCUGAAGGCCAAAAACGUCUUCAAGAAAAAGUUUCUGGAUAAGACCAAGAACGAGUGGGAGAACCGGGAGACUUUUGAGAAAGUGAACGGAAAAUACGACAUGGUGUUUAUGGACUACAACACAAACGAAAAGGAGGAGAACCAGACCACAGUGGACGCCGCACCCAAGAAGAAUCCCUCCAAGCUGGAUGCGAAGAUCCAGUCUCUCCUGGAGCUCAUCUGUGACCUCAAAGCCAUGGAGGAGUGUGUGCUGGAGAUGAAGUUCGACAUUAAGAAAGCGCCGCUCGGUAAACUGACCUCGGAGCAGAUCCGUGCAGGCUACAUGGCUCUGAAGAGCAUAGAGGAGUGUUUGAAGAGGAAGGCCAGAAAUCAGGAGCUGUUGGAAGCUUGUAACAGGUUUUACACUCGCAUCCCCCACGACUUUGGGUUGAAAACUCCCCCGAUCAUCCGCACAGAAGAUGAGCUGAAGGAGAAAAUCGCCCUGUUGGAGGCACUGAGUGACAUUCAGAUAGCGGUGAAAAUGGUCCAGUCCAGCGAGAAAAGUGAUGAACAUCCUCUGGACAGACAGUACCACUCGCUCCAGUGUGACCUGCAGCCUCUGGACCCCAGCAGCAACGACUACCAGGUGAUAGAAAACUAUCUGCAGACCACUCACGCCUCGACCCAUCGAGAAUACACCAUGACCAUCCUGGACAUCUUCUCAGUGGACAAAAACGGGGAGAGAGACAACUUCCUGUCACAGUUAGACAACAGGACUCUGCUGUGGCACGGCUCCCGUCUCUCUAACUGGGUCGGCAUCCUCAGUAAAGGCCUCCGAGUGGCUCCACCUGAAGCCCCGGUCACUGGUUACAUGUUUGGUAAAGGUAUCUACUUUGCUGACAUGUCAUCAAAAAGUGCCAACUACUGCUUCCCCAACCAGAACAACCCGGUCGGACUUCUGCUGCUGUGUGAGGUUGCCCUGGGAGACAGUAACGAGCUACUGGAUGCUAACUACGAGGCUAGCAAUCUGCCUGAUGGGAAACACAGCACCAAGGGGCUCGGACGGACCGGACCUGACCCCAAGAACUCUGUCACACUGGAUGGUGUGGUGGUACCGAUGGGGCCCGGAGAACCCAGAGACGUGGGUAGAACCAACGGUUACUCCCUCCUCUACAACGAGUACAUUGUUUACGAUCCGGCCCAGGUUCGCAUGAGGUACCUGCUGAGGAUCCGGUUCAACUACUCUUCACUGUGGUGAGGCUGAUGAAGCUACACGGUGGCGUGAUAUCAGGAUCAGAGGUGACAUCGGUUUCGGGCAUCAUUAGCUGGUUUGUGACGUCGGAGCUGAACUGAGUCGGCAGCAGGAACGUUUACCUCCUCACUGCAACGAUUAACGGAUCAGACAGCUGAUGUAUAAAAACGUCUGGUGGCAGCUUCUCUGACUUUCAGCUUCUUUUCUUUGUGAUGAAUUAGAUUCGACUUAAAGUCUUUGAGCCGUUGGACGAAUAAAAAUGAUUCUCGGACGUGUUGAGAAAAUGUAAUUUUCUGUAAUUUCUUACCUCUGUGUCCUUUAUUACUUUUAAAUAUAUCUUGGUUACCUAAAGUGGAACUACUGCUCGAUGUAUUUUGGAUGAUAUGAAGAAUGUAUGUAGAACGUUUUGCACUACGUGUUGUUUUAUGUCAUAUUCGUGUCAAUAAAAGCUGUAUCUGUGAACAUGAGUUUCAUCUGGAUGUGGAUCUUUAGACGUGAUGAAAUGUGUCUCAUUAGUGUCAAACAAAACAAAAAAAAAAUUUAUAUUUUUUUUGAUUGGUGUGAAACGGACAAAGACAAGAAUCUGUGGAAAAUCAUUGUAAGAUUUUAUACAAAGAUACAACAAUAAAGGACGUUCUCUUUCACAGGUUGGAGUGUGUGUCUUCAUCCACAUAAUCAGUUAGUUGGACUCUGAAUAUCUGCUAUGUACAAUCAAAUGACUUAUGUCCUGAUUGAUGAUGAUCAUGAUCACUACAGUUGACAUGAGCUCGUCUCUUCAUCCAUUUCAACAGCAACA
Molecule: messenger RNA, 2862 nt
Organism: Mugil cephalus (flathead mullet)
Lineage: Eukaryota; Metazoa; Chordata; Actinopteri; Mugiliformes; Mugilidae
Gene: parp2
Product: poly (ADP-ribose) polymerase 2
Exons: 17
Coding region: 144-2072 (642 amino acids)
Molecular function (GO): NAD+ poly-ADP-ribosyltransferase activity; zinc ion binding
Source: RefSeq, a predicted model, not a curated record